Messenger RNA from Numida meleagris (helmeted guineafowl), 712 nucleotides. RefSeq names its product vasotocin-neurophysin VT. Gene Ontology annotation, molecular function: neurohypophyseal hormone activity. Bases 163 to 648 code for a protein of 161 amino acids. The record is from RefSeq and is a predicted model, not a curated record. Gene Ontology annotation, cellular component: extracellular region; secretory granule. Lineage: Eukaryota; Metazoa; Chordata; Aves; Galliformes; Numididae. The transcript has 3 exons.
GGAAAAAAAAAGAAGAAGAAAAAAACAACAGCCCGCCCUCCUUCUCCUCCUCCUCCCCCUGGGAAGGGGGAACAGGGGCAUAAAUAGGCGCCGGCACAGCACGGUGCCAGACACACAGCGCAGCCUACGAACGGCAAGGCACCACUCCGGGCACACUCAGCCAUGGCAGAGCCUUCCCUGCCCCUCUCCUUCCUCUGUCUCCUGGCUUUGUCCUCCGCCUGCUACAUCCAGAACUGCCCCCGGGGCGGCAAGCGGGCCUUGGGUGAUACAGCUCUGCGGCAGUGCCUGCCCUGCGGACCCGGGAAUAGGGGUCGCUGCUUUGGGCCUGGGAUCUGCUGCGGUGCGGAGCUGGGCUGCUACCUGGGCACGGCAGAGACACGGCGCUGCGCUGAGGAAGACUACGUGCCUUCACCCUGCCAGGCUGGUGGGCAGCCCUGCGGCUCCGACGGGCGCUGCGCUGCCAACGGCGUCUGCUGCAGCGCUGACACAUGUGCUGUGGACGCCGUGUGCCUGGAGGAGGGCAGUGAGCAGGCAGAAGAGGCGGCAGAGAAGAACCUGACGGUGCUGGAUGGGGCAGCUGGGGACCUGCUGCUGCGGCUGAUGCACCUGGCCAACAGGCAGCAGCAGGGCAAGCAGCCCGGCCUCUGAGCCGCCGGGAUGUCAGCAGACCCCUUUGUAAAUAGAAGAACUAAUAAAGUCCUCUUGCACUGUG